AAGACGAAAAAUUGAGAGACUUUGUUUUUUCUACCCGCGUUGAAUAUCUUUAAUUUCUCGGCGUUCAGAAGCUCCAGAUACUUUGAGUCGCGGAUCCUGCGCUGUCUGCACUGUCUGCCGGUCUGUGGGUGAAAUUGCGGCGAUGUAAAAGGAAGCUGUUUGUGUGUCGGUUUGACAGUCUCGUGGGAACUGCGUCGAAGCGACGGUAUUGUUUACGAAGCACUAAACGGCUUCUGCCUAUGCUAUUACAUAAUUGUAAAUGCUGUAAGCUCCCUGCGGCUUACCAGGACGUUAACGUUAGUUGAAUAGGCUACGUCAUUCUCCUUAACUGGUAGGCCUGUUUUUAACAUUAAAAAUAUCAUAUAGUCUCCUAAAUGGCAUUUAACAGGACCUAUAUUAGUGUUAGUUAUGCCGUUUUCGGCAUGUUGGUUGGCUUCUCGGCAUUUGUAGUGUGGAAUGUCGUAUUCAAACAGCCAUGGACGGCGGCGAUGGGUGGUUUAUCAGGUGUGCUGGCGCUCUGGUGUCUCGUCACACACAUCAUGUACCUGCAGCACUACUGGCGCACCUGGCUGAAGGGACUCAAGUUCUUCAUCUUCAUCAGUGGGCUCUUCUCGCUGCUUUCUGUGGUGGCCUUUGCUGUCUUCCUCACCCUGGCCAUCACUCAAAAGGAAGUCCCGACUGACCCCUUCAGCUUCUAUCUGUCCUGCGUUUGGAGCUUCCUGACUCUGAAAUGGGCGUUUCUUCUGGGCCUCUACUCCCAUCGAUACCACCAAGAGUUCGCCGACAUCAGCAUUCUAAGUGACUUCUGAUUGGACGCUUCCCUGAAGAGAGGAGGAGUCUGGAGAGUGAGCUGCUGACCAGGCCAAGCAGAGUUGAUAUGAGAGGAGAGUUGAUAUGAGAGUGGAGCUCAAGAUGGCAGGACUGGACUGACCUGAGCAGAGCUGGAGUUUGAGUACUGCCCCUUCACUAGCCCCUCCCCUGUGCUGAUCUGCCCCAAUCUGUGUUCCUCUGCCCCUGGGACCAGGCGUCUGCCCCAGUCUGUGUUCCUCUGCCCCAGUCUGUGUUCCUCUGCCCCAAUCUGUGUUCCUCUGCCCC
Molecule: messenger RNA, 1095 nt
Organism: Alosa alosa (allis shad)
Lineage: Eukaryota; Metazoa; Chordata; Actinopteri; Clupeiformes; Clupeidae
Product: heme transporter hrg1-B-like
Exons: 3
Coding region: 375-809 (144 amino acids)
Biological process (GO): heme transport
Cellular component (GO): lysosomal membrane; plasma membrane
Molecular function (GO): heme binding; heme transmembrane transporter activity
Source: RefSeq, a predicted model, not a curated record